AGUUCAGUUGACGUUUUUGUUUUUCUUCUUCUUCGUCUCUCCUUACCUCUCUGUUGCUGCUCCAUGUCCUCCUCCGCCUCCGUUGCCGCCUCCGCGCACUCGACGGCCGGCUCGGGUGCGAUGGUGAAGCGCAAGGUUGAUGACCGCGUCAAGACACUGAUCGACGACGUCGCCCGCCAUCAACACCGCGGCCUCAUCUUGUUGGUAGGCGAUCGGGCGAAGGACCAGGUGGUGAACCUGCACCUCAUGAUCUCCCGCGCCAACCACAACGCCAAGCUCAACGUGCUGUGGUGCAUGCGCGAGGACCCCGAUUUCGGCUCGACCGGCAAGAAGCAGCAGGAGAAGCGCGCCCGCCUGGAGGUGAAGGGCGGCCUCUCGACGGAGUCGUCAAAGGAGGCGUUUCAGACCUUCCUCGCACAGACCAACAUCCGCUUCUGCAAGUACAAGGAGACGCACAAGAUUCUUGGCCAGACGUUUGGCAUGGCGGUGCUCCAGGACUUCGAGGCGAUCAACCCGAACACGCUAGCACGCACCAUGGAGACGGUGAAGGGCGGGGGCCUGAUAGUCAUCCUGUUCCGCGCGAUGCGGUCGCUGAAGCAGCUCUACACCAUCGCCAUGGACGUCCACGCCCGCUACCGCACCGAGGCCCAGAAGGAUGUCGUCCCGCGCUUCAACGAGCGCCUUUUGCUCUCGCUGACGGACUGCGACACCGCCAUGUGCGUGGACGACGACCUGAAUGUGCUGCCCAUCACACCGAAGAUGCAGGCGUACGGCAAGAACAGGAAAGCCGACGCCUACGACGCGGACCUCGCCGUGCAGGGCCGCCUGCAGCACGAGGUGGACCUGAACAACGUGAAGGAGAAGCUGAAAGCCAGCGGCGAUGUCGGCCCCCUCGUGCAGAUGUGCCAGACGAUGGACCAGGCGAAGACGGUGCUUUCGCUGAUGCAGACGGUGAUGGAGAAGCGGCUGGACUCGACCUGCGUUGUGACGGCCGGGCGUGGACGCGGUAAGUCCGCCGCGCUUGGCAUGACCAUCGCCGGGGCGGUGGCGCAGGGCUACAGCAACGUCAUGUGCACCGCCCCGAGCCCCGAGAACGUCCAGACCCUCUUCGAGUUUGCGAUUCGCGGACUGAAGGAGCUGGGCUAUCGCGAGCGGACCGACUUCGAGGCGCUGCAGGGCGUCAGCGAGGAGUUCGCCAAGUGCUUUAUCCGCAUCAACGUCUUCCGUCAGCACCGACAAACGGUGCAGUUCGUCUCGGCCACCGACACGGCGAAGUUCGCGCAGGCGGAGGUGGUCGUGAUUGACGAGGCGGCGGCUCUUCCGCUGACGCUGGUGAAGAAGAUACUCGGCCCCUAUCUGGUCAUCCUCAGCUCCACCGUCUCCGGCUACGAAGGCACGGGCCGAAGCCUGUCUAUGAAGCUCGUCGCCGACAUGCGUCGCAGCAGCGGGAGCGGCUCGGCCGAUGCACGCCAGCUGAAGGAGGUCUCCAUGGCGGACCCAAUCCGCUACGGUCCGAACGACCCGGUGGAGCGGUGGCUAAACAAACUGCUGUGCCUUGACGCCACGAUGGAGAACACGCAGCUGACCAGCUCGCCUCACCCGAGCACCUGCGAGCUCUUCUACGUAAACCGCGAUGCCCUCUUCUCCUACCACCCCCUCGCUGAGGAGCUGCUGCAACGUGUUCAGUCCUUGCUCGUCGCCGCGCAUUACAAGAAUCAGCCGAACGACCUGCAGCUUCUGUCCGACGCACCGGGCCAUCACUUGUUCGUGCUGUGCUCCGAGAGCGUGGAGACGUCCGCUUCCACGGCACCGACGCGCACGAGUUCCCCCGCGGCGGCGGUGCCCGACAUUUACUGUGUCAUUCACGCGUGCGAGGAGGGCCAGGUGAGUGCGCAGAGCAUCAAGAGUCACCUCAGUCACGGCUUGCGGCCCUCCGGUGACCUCAUUCCGUACACUCUCUCGCAGUAUUAUUUGGAGGAGGGAUUUGCGAAGCUGGCCGGGCUGCGUGUGGUGCGCAUCGCCACGAACCCGGCGCUGCCGCGUGCCGGCUACGGCUCUCGUGCGCUGUCGCUGCUGCAGAAGUACUACAGCGGGUCGAUCGCACUGACCGCGGCGGACUCGGCGAAGGCUGGCGGCAGUAAAUUCGGUGAUGCCGCGAAGGGAUCGAACAGCCGCAACGAUACAAGCACCGAGAAGAACGACGAAGGUGUGGAGGCCACUGCCUCGCCGGCGGCCGUGCUGGCCCCUCGCUCAAACGUUGCCAGUCUCCUUACCCCGCUGAUUGAGCGCCCGUACGAGCUCGUGGACUACCUCGGUGUCAGCUUCGGCCUCACCACGGAGUUGCUCAACUUCUGGAAGAAGGCCGGGUAUCUGCCGCUGUACGUGCGUCAGGCCGCCAAUGAGCUGACGGGCGAGCACAGCUGUAUCAUGGUGCGCCCCAUGGGCUUUGAUGUCCGACUGCUGCAGAGCGAGUUCCAGCACCGCCUGCUGUCGCUGCUGUCGAUGCCCUUCCGUCACCUGUCGACGGAGCUGGCGCUGAGCCUCGUAUGCGACUUGGAGGCACACGACCCACACAAGCUCGCGGCGGCGACGGAGCUGGCAGAAGUGGAUCGGCACCUGGUGCGCGUCGACGGCGUCCUGCAAGCCACGCACGACGACAUCGCAGCCACUUUUACCAGCUCCGACCUGCAGCGCCUGCGCCUGGUGUCGACCACCUUCAUUGAGGGCGGCAACGUGCUGGACCUCGUCCCGACGCUGGCGAAGCUGUACUUUGCCAAGAGGCUCUUCCGCGCUCCCGACGGCACGGACGGCGUGGUGCUGUCGCAUGCACAGGCCGCGGUGCUGCUAGCGAUCGGUCUGCAAUGCCAAACGAUGGAGCAGUUGGCGGCGCAGCCGGCCUUUGCAGCCGUGGCGGUGCAGCAGCUUCGCGCGUUGUUUCUCAAGUCCCUCGCCCGCCUAUCCGAGCACCUUUCGAACUUACAGAAGAUUGCGAAGAGGAAGACGGCGGCGGCCGCACCAGCAGCGGCAACGGCGUCAGCCACAGCGGCGGCGGUGCAGGAGACGGGAGUGGACGACGAGGAGGAGACCGCGGAGGAGGUUUUCGACAGCGAGGGCAACCUGAAGGGGCUAAAGGUGGCACGGAAGGUCAGGUCGCAGGUGUCUGUGGACACAACGCUGCUGCGCGACACGGCGAAGUCCGUUGCAGGAAACGCCGCCGCCCCUCUUCGUGGCCGGGAGAGCCUGCAGGACGUCUUUUACCGCCCCAAGGGCAAGUCAUCGCGCCACCGCUAA
Messenger RNA from Leptomonas pyrrhocoris, 3291 nucleotides. RefSeq lists its product as hypothetical. Gene Ontology annotation, cellular component: nucleolus; 90S preribosome. The transcript has a single exon. Bases 64 to 3291 code for a protein of 1075 amino acids. The record is from RefSeq and is a predicted model, not a curated record. NCBI's taxonomy places the organism in Eukaryota, Euglenozoa, Kinetoplastea, Trypanosomatida, Trypanosomatidae. Gene Ontology annotation, biological process: rRNA acetylation involved in maturation of SSU-rRNA. Gene Ontology annotation, molecular function: ATP binding; tRNA binding; 18S rRNA cytidine N-acetyltransferase activity.